This is a messenger RNA of Caenorhabditis angaria, 948 nucleotides long. The record is from the annotation of a GenBank genome assembly. Lineage: Eukaryota; Metazoa; Nematoda; Chromadorea; Rhabditida; Rhabditidae.
AUGGAGUUUGAGCAACGUAUCAAAGCCUACAGAUUUGUGGCAUAUUCAGCUGUUACCUUCUCGGUAGUCGCUGUUUUGUCAGUAUGCGUUACCCUUCCAAUGGUGCACAACUAUGUUCACCAUGUCAAGAGAACCAUGCACCAAGAAGUUCAAUUCUGCCGUGUAAGUUAUACUUUAUUUAUAUUCUUAUAGCAUGUUUAUAUUAAUUUUUUAUAGGGAUCAGCUAAGGAUAUCUGGUCUGAGGUCAACACCUUGAAAUCAGUUGGAAACAGAACCGCCCGUCAAGCUGGAUACGAUGCUGGAGUUACCGGAGGAUCAGCCUCAGCUGGAGGAUGUGACGCUUGUUGCUUGCCAGGAGCCGCUGGACCAGCUGGACAACCAGGAAAGCCAGGAAGACCAGGAAAGCCAGGAGCACCAGGACUCCCAGGAAACCCAGGACGCCCACCACAACAACCAUGCGACCCAGUCACCCCACCACCAUGCCAACCAUGCCCACAAGGACCAGCUGGACCACCAGGACCACCAGGACCAGCCGGAGAUGCCGGAGCCAACGGAAACCCAGGAACUCCAGGACAAGACGGAGCCCCAGGAGCCCCAGGAAACAAGGGACCAUCAGGACCAAACGGAAACCCAGGAGCUCCAGGAGCCCCAGGACAACCAGGACAAGAUGCUCCAUCCGAGCCAAUUGUUCCAGGAGCACCAGGACCACAAGGACCAGCUGGACCACAAGGACCAGCCGGACAACCAGGACAACCAGGACAAGACGGACAACCAGGAGCCCCAGGACCAAAGGGACCAAAUGGAAAUCCAGGAGCCCCAGGACAAGACGGAAAUCCAGGAGCCCCAGGACAAGCUGGAACUCCAGGAGGUGCCGGAGAAAAGGGAAUCUGUCCAAAAUACUGCGCCAUCGACGGAGGAGUUUUCUUCGAAGACGGAUCCCGCCGUUAA